Messenger RNA from Aricia agestis (brown argus), 1274 nucleotides. RefSeq names its product 3-ketoacyl-CoA thiolase, mitochondrial-like. Gene Ontology annotation, biological process: fatty acid beta-oxidation. The record is from RefSeq and is a predicted model, not a curated record. Bases 36 to 1217 code for a protein of 393 amino acids. Gene Ontology annotation, molecular function: acetyl-CoA C-acetyltransferase activity. The transcript has 8 exons. Lineage: Eukaryota; Metazoa; Arthropoda; Insecta; Lepidoptera; Lycaenidae.
UUAUCAUACAGUGUUUUUCACCGAUAUCUGUGGCAAUGAGCUCUAGCAAAGGAAUAUUCAUAGUAGGCGCCAAAAGGACGCCAUUUUGCAAAUAUGGCGGCUUCCUAAAACAACUGACGUCGUCGCAAAUUUUCGCCACCGCGGCAAAGGAUGCUCUGCAGUCUGCUAACUUAGAUGCAAGCUCCGUCGAUUGCACGAUUAUAGGAAAUGUUCAUUAUCUAAGCCAAUGCGAUGGUGGCAAAACUCCGAGGUACUGUGGGAUAUACUCCGGCGUGCCUAUCGAUAGACCAGCUCUGGGAGUCAGUAAUACGUGUGGUUCUGGUCUGCAGUCGAUCAUCAGUGCUGCGAAGGACAUCCUAUUUGGCAUGGCAAAGAUUUGCCUCGUUGGCGGUACCGAAAUCAUGUCAUCUUUGCCCCUUUACGCUCGAGACGUAAGAUUUGGAUCGAAACUCGGAAAUGAAUAUAAGUUACAAGAUCCGUUGAGUGUAGAAAUCAAAGCUACUAAAGAAUUAAUAGAAAUAGAAGAGCUUACUGCUGAAAAGUGGAAGAUAAGGCGUGAGGAUUGUGACCGUUAUACAAUGGAGAGCCAACUGAAAUUUAUGAAGGCUCAGCAAGCAGGCGUUUUCGUCAACGAAAUAUCAAAUUUAACAGUAACCGAUAAAAAGAAACAAAUUGAUGUUACCACGGAUGAUGUUUUACAAGAAUUAUCACUGGAAGAACUGGGGAACAUACCGACGUUAUUGAAGAAUGGAAAAUUUAAUACUCCAGCCAAUUCAUCGGCACCCGCAGACGGCGCGGCAGUAUUGGUAUUAGCUGAUGAAGAGUCGGUCCGUCAUCACAACUUGGUACCACUGGCCAGGGUGGCUGGUUGGUCGACCGUUGGAUGUUCAGAAUCUGACUAUGGCUUGGAAGACACUGUAGCUAUCAAUAAACUCUUGGAAUCAAUGAAAAUAAAGACUGCAGAAGUGAACUAUUUUGAGAUAAAUGAAAGGUAUGCCUCGCAAGCGGUGGCAACUAUACAGAAGCUGAAGAUAGAUCCAAGUGUCGUGAACAUCAAUGGCGGAGCCCUCGCCAUGGGCAAUCCCACCGCCGCGACUGGGGCUAGACUGGCUGUACAUAUUGCACAUCAAUUAAGUGGAAGUACAUUGGACAAAGCUGUAGCGGCAACAAGCUGUGGAAUUGGACAGGGCGUAGCAGUUAUGUUCCAAAAAUCAUAGAUGACAGCAUUAAAAUCAAAAGUCAAGGAUUCUCAAAGACUGACCGCAAAAUAGUAU